This is a messenger RNA of Kwoniella shivajii, 1431 nucleotides long. RefSeq lists its product as uncharacterized. Bases 1 to 1431 code for a protein of 476 amino acids. The transcript is spliced from 13 exons. The record is from RefSeq and is a predicted model, not a curated record. NCBI's taxonomy places the organism in Eukaryota, Fungi, Basidiomycota, Tremellomycetes, Tremellales, Cryptococcaceae.
AUGCCGCCAAAAGGACCAAACACGUUGCCCUUGCCAUACGCUCAGGUCCAGCAACCUCCCAAGAGGGAGCAAAGGCAACCCAUGAGAACAUCGAAACUUGGUACAAAACUCAAGGUACUUCCCACUCAGCCUGAAACUCCCACCAUAGUGGAAGAAGAUGAAGAUGAAGAGAAUGACACUGGACUGCGAAAUCGAGAUGAAUCGGAAGGAGUAGAGUUUUAUACACCCCUUUCGCAAAUUCCAAAAGGUACAGCGAGAAGGGAUGCACAGCGAUUGACCAAAAGUGAAAAGGCAAAAUUACCCAGAGUAACAGCUUAUUGUACUGCUGCGACAUAUAAUCUCGAAGCUAUGCAAGCCUAUCUUUCCGCAAGACCAACAUCAUAUCGUACUCAUCCAAGGAUAUUCGAUACGGAAUGCUUACAUACACCAUAUCUCCCACCUCCAUCUUCCUCAUCAUCAAAUUUCAGAUCACCACAUCUGAAACCUACUGCAUCAACAAAUCAUAUCCCCGAAGGCGACUUACUGAAUCUAGGUGAUGGCUAUUCAAAGAGAUCAAACUCAUAUACCAAUUCCAAUAUCCAUGCAAGUUCAGAUUCUGGAGAGGUGAAAAGACGUACGGGAUUCACGAAAAGACCUGGAUCAGGAAAUAGACCAAGUUCAAAAGAUAGUGGUAACGCCGACAAUGGAAAUAACAAUGGUAAUGGCACCGACAGUGAGAGAGAAGAUGACGAUGAUUUCGAAGAGGAAGAGUGGGUUCCAGAUGUGUUCUUGUUCGAAUAUGGUACUGUAGUCAUCUGGGGUAUGACUGAGAAAGAAGAGAAACGAUUUUUGGGCAGUAUUAAAAAGUUCGAGAUCGAGAGAUUGUCAACCGAAGAUGUGGAAAUGGAAGAUUUGAAUUUCUAUUACGCUGAUUAUUCUCGAAUAUACAACGAUGUGAUUACCCUUCGUAAAGGAUCUUCCUACAUGACGAAAUUGUCCUUAUCACAUGCCCUGUCACAAUCAGUCAAAAUCUCCUUGUUCGAGGAACUCAUUUCCUCAACAAUUGAACAAACAAAAGAUAUCCCAAAAUCACUUUCAGAGACAGGUAAAAUUGGUUUGCCAAGAAGCGAGAUCAUGAAGCAAAUUGGUAAUUUGUUUAUUCUGAGAAUAAAUAUAAAUCUUGUCGGAUCGAUUUUGGAUUCUCCUGAGUUCUUUUGGUCUUUCCCAGAUUUGGAACCUUUGUAUGGAGCAGCAAGAUCUUACCUUGAGAUUGGACAAAGAGUAGAUUUGCUGAAUGCCAGAGUAGAUGUAUUACAAGAUAUGUUGAAAUUGCUGAAAGAAAGUGUCAAUUCCAGUCAUGGAGAGAGAUUAGAAGGUAUCGUGAUAUUCUUGAUUGGAAUCGAGAUUGUCUUGGGUAUAAUCACGAUUUUGGUCGAUCUUAGUCUUACAUAG